AUGCUGGCGCCGGCGCCUCCAUCGCCACGAGCCUCGCGGCGGCGGUCGCCGGCGGCCCGCAUCUCUGCCGCCGUCGCUCCGCUGGCUGUGACCGAGUUUCGGGCGUUGAGGGAGGCGACGCAUGCUGGCGCCGGCGCCUCCAUCGCCACGAGCCUCGCGGCGGCGUUUCGGGCGUUGAGGGAGGCGGCGCAUGCUGGCGCCGGCGCCUCCAUCGCCACGAGCCUCGCGGCGGCGGUCGCGACACGCCCAGUCGUGAGCUCCGGAUUCGGCGGUGCCGAUGACUUCCGCUUCGCGCCACGCGCCGCCGCCGGCUUCGACGACGAGGACAGGCCCUCUCUGGUGAUUGACGGGUACACUGUUAUCUAA
Messenger RNA from Emiliania huxleyi CCMP1516, 366 nucleotides. RefSeq lists its product as hypothetical. NCBI's taxonomy places the organism in Eukaryota, Haptophyta, Isochrysidales, Noelaerhabdaceae. The transcript has 5 exons. The coding region runs from base 1 to 366 and encodes 121 amino acids. The record is from RefSeq and is a predicted model, not a curated record.